Molecule: messenger RNA, 567 nt
Organism: Eremothecium sinecaudum
Lineage: Eukaryota; Fungi; Ascomycota; Saccharomycetes; Saccharomycetales; Saccharomycetaceae
Gene: FMN1
Product: riboflavin kinase
Exons: 1
Coding region: 1-567 (188 amino acids)
Biological process (GO): FMN biosynthetic process; riboflavin biosynthetic process
Cellular component (GO): mitochondrion
Molecular function (GO): riboflavin kinase activity
Source: RefSeq, a predicted model, not a curated record
AUGACGAAACGUUCAGCCGAUGCAAUAAUCCCAGACACACCACAUAGUCCUUUUCCAAUAGUAGCCGAUUAUGUCAAAAUUAUUCCCGGUUUUGGGCGUGGUUCAUCGGAACUAGGUAUACCAACUGCUAAUGUACCGAUAGAACAACUCACAGAACAAAUUCAAGAAUUACAGACUGGUAUUUACUUUGGGUGGUGUAAACUAAAAGUAAUUUCCAGUGAUGAAAAUGUGGUCAAAAGAAAUAAUGGUAGUGAGGUGAUCCUUAACUAUGGGUCUAAACUUACUGAAGAUGAUCUUAGCGUAUUGCCGGUGGUGCUUUCAAUUGGAUGGAAUCCUUUCUAUAAAAACACUGUAAAGACUGUGGAGCUGCAUAUCAUUCAUGACUUCAGCGAUACUUUUUACGGAGCAGAAGUGAAGUUUAGCUUUCUCGGCUAUAUAAGGCCAGAACUAAACUACACCACGAAAGAGGCUUUGAUAGAGGACAUUAAAACAGACAUCAAAAUAGCUUCAGAAACCGUUAAGUUACCUGCCUAUUAUGAAACGAGGAAGCUGAUAGAAGAUAGUUAA